Sphaerodactylus townsendi is the source of this 1735-nucleotide messenger RNA. RefSeq names its product mitochondrial ribosomal protein L13 (gene MRPL13). The transcript is spliced from 7 exons. Lineage: Eukaryota; Metazoa; Chordata; Lepidosauria; Squamata; Sphaerodactylidae. Gene Ontology annotation, cellular component: mitochondrial large ribosomal subunit; ribosome. The record is from RefSeq and is a predicted model, not a curated record. Gene Ontology annotation, biological process: translation; negative regulation of translation. Gene Ontology annotation, molecular function: structural constituent of ribosome; mRNA binding. The coding region runs from base 1 to 615 and encodes 204 amino acids.
AUGUUUAAGAACGGGAUACGGAAAGCAUGCACGGAGUGUAAUUUAAACCUAGGGAAGCGUCUUCAUGCUUUUCAGCCUGCUGUUAUGCAUUUUUACUCGAGUCAAUGGGCCACGUUUGCUCGAGCCUGGUAUCUUUUGGAUGCAAAGAUGCAGCCUCCAGGGAAAAUUGCAGAAAUGUGCAAGAUCAGACUUCAAGGAAAGCAUAAACCUGUGUACCACGCUCUAAGCGAUGUUGGAGAUCAUGUUGUCGUAAUAAAUACAAGGCAUAUUGCUUUUUCUGGCAAUAAAUGGGAACAGAAGGUAUACUCGUCACAUACUGGAUACCCCGGUGGCUUCAAACAAGUGACAGCAGCUCAACUUCAUAGAAAGGAUCCGACAGCAAUUGUAAAACUGGCUAUCUAUGGAAUGCUGCCAAAAAACCUUCUCAGAAGAACCAUGAUGCAAAGACUGCAUCUCUUUGCAGAUGAUGAUAUUCCUGAGGAAAUACGUAAGAAUCUAGUAGAGCAGCUUCAGCAGCCCCGCAAAGUGCCCAAGAGGUUGAACGAAUACACGCAAGAGGAAAUCGAUGCUUUUCCAAAGCUCUGGAGUCCGCCUAAAGAUUUUCGAUGGAGGUAGCUGGGAAGUAGAGCCUACAUCUCUUCUGAACGCAGCACCUACUGGCACCUCAUAUUUCAGUCAAGUUGCAUAAACCUUCACAAAUUUGCUCUAAGUAGUUUUUUUUAUAAGGACAAUAUUGUUUGGCCAAAAUGAAUAAUCUUUGGUACAUCAUAAAGCUGAAGCCACGUUUUUUUGUUUUUAAUCACCCCCUAGCUUUGGUAAGUAGUAGCAAUAAAGCUACUUUUCAGAAAACUAUUUUGAGAUAUCUGCAUAUUUAUGUAUGAAACCUCUUCUUUGGCCUUUGGAUAAACUCAUUUUAUGGCUCAAUGUGUGAUACACAAAAAGAUUGAGCAAACGUGCUGGCGGUUAAAUUGGCACAUUCUUGUUGAAGCCUAUAGUUGACUGGUGAUUUCAUGUUGAAUUCAAAGCCCUCAGUUCCACCAAGGGCUUUCACCCAGGCAUUCCUUGCUGGGUUGAUGGUUGGCUUUGUCCAGCCCAGUCAGCUGGAGGUGGCUGGGACAAAACCUUUUCUGUCAGGAAGUGAGGGAUACUCAGGUUCAAGAUUGCCCCCAUCUAACUCAUCAGCAAUCUCUGACAAUACCAACUAUUUAUUAGGUAGCUGAGCAUUUGCAGAAAGCAAUGCUUAUAAUGGAUUGGAAACAGAAAUGUUAACUGAAGUUCAUUGAACAAUUUACAAUCAAAUGCAGUCUUCUGGGAUAGAAAUGCAUCAUCACAAAGCAGUGGUGAAUAUUUGAGGUGGGUCCUUCAUCUGCUCAUCCUGUGCGAAAUGCUUCAUGGUUGCUUUUAAUUUCUUAGACCAGGUGGGGCUUCAGAUGUUCAUGGUCAACAAUUCCCAUCAGCCCCUGCUGGCAUGGCCCUGGUGCUUCAGAUGUUCAUGGACUACAAUUCCCAUUAGUCCCUGCUGGCAUGGCCAAUUGGAAUUGGGAUGGGAAUUGUAGUCCAUGAACAUCUGAAGCGCCAGAAUUGGACACCCCUGUCUGAGACCAUCUGGGAAAGUCUGUUAACUCCAAAAGAUUAAAAAGUGACUAGAUUUUGGAGGCAGUUUUAAAACUGCACAUAUGUCUCAUACUCUUUUUGGCACAAAGAUAAAACAUUAAAAUAAAACACUGUGAAAUCA